This is a messenger RNA of Limulus polyphemus (Atlantic horseshoe crab), 3138 nucleotides long. RefSeq names its product LIX1-like protein. Gene Ontology annotation, cellular component: cytoplasm. The record is from RefSeq and is a predicted model, not a curated record. Lineage: Eukaryota; Metazoa; Arthropoda; Merostomata; Xiphosura; Limulidae. Gene Ontology annotation, biological process: autophagosome maturation. Bases 313 to 1176 code for a protein of 287 amino acids. The transcript is spliced from 4 exons.
CUGCAGUUCCUGGGAAGGUCCUUGGUUCAUAUACGUGGCUGCCCUGCGAGGCCGCUAUCAUUACCCCAGUACGGCCGGGCUGCGCCAGACAGGUAACGGGCUAGAGCUUGUUCCCCACCCCCUAGACUUAGUAGGCCUCAAGGGGACAGGACAAUCAUCCAACAUAGUAAGAAGUUAGAAGAGCGUCGACCACCGUGCAGCUCAGAUGUACUAUUGCUAGCGUUCUUUGUCUACAAGUAGAGCGCGUGUAGAAGUGGGUUCCUCUUUCGAUAAGAACAUUUUGUGGGCCCGUGAGGUAAUCAGGGCACCACUAUGGCCAAAGUGUCCAACAACAGAAACGACAGCUCAGCAUCAACCACUGCUUUGUUAUUAUGGGCUAUUCAGGAUUUAUCGAACAAUAACAAUCAUUCCCCUGCAACUUAUCAUCAAAUAUGGAGUAGGCUACGUCGGCGCAAAGUGAAUGUGGUAGAAGCCUUGCAGGAAUUUUGGCAGAUGAAACUAGCUCGAGGGGCGGACUUGAAGAACGGAGCCCUCGUUAUAUAUGAAUCUGUGCCAUCAUCCAGUCCUCCCUAUGUGUGCUAUGUCACGCUUCCUGGUGGUAGCUGUUUCGGCAGCUUUCAGAACUGUCCAACAAAAGCAGAAGCAAGACGUAGUGCUGCCAAAAUCGCCCUUAUGAAUUCGGUGUUUAACGAACAUCCCUCCAGAAAAAUUUCGGACGAUUUCAUCGAGAAAGCUGUUGCAGACGCAAAAGCGUCAUUCAAGGGCAACCCCGAUGGGCCUGAAAGUAGCAACAACGGUAUUGAGGCUUUCCAGUUUAUGCUAGAAACCAACAAAGGGCGCACCAUGCUGGAGUUCCAGGAACUUAUGACCGUCUUCCAACUACUUCACUGGAAUGGAAGUUUAAAGGCUAUGCGUGAACGACAGUGUUCCCGCCAAGAAGUUGUUGCCCAUUACUCUCACCGCACUCUAGAUGAUGAUAUGCGUUCGCAGAUGGCGCUGGAUUGGAUCGCUCGUGAGCAAGAAUCGUCUGGCAUAAUCUCCAGAGAAUUGGGAAAUGCAGAGCGCGAGCUGGAAGCCGCUAGAUUGGCGGGGCGGGAACUGAGGUUUCCCAAAGAAAAGAGAGACAUUCUGAUGUUAGCCUGCAGUCAGGUGAAUUCAGUGAAUGGCCUGAGUUAAAUUUGUCUAUCUCGACCUAGUGCUUGUACAUAUUGUAAAUAGUGAACUGAAUAUCUGCUUCUGUAGGAGGCCGGCAUGUUGUUUUGUGAUGUAUGUGUGAUCCCCGGGCACUGCCAUUAAGGGCAAGGUUUUGUUCGUGUUAUCCAACUUAUUCCAACCAGGAGUAAUUCCAAUAUUAGUCUUUUUUGUAAUUUAUUUCUAAUCUCCCUGAAGUUUUGGGUGUACACAAUUAAAAGUCUUAUGUCUGACUGUGGUUCCUGGUGGUUGUGCCCAAAACUGUGGAGUCAGCUGCUUGUGAUAGUUGUUUGCCUGCUCCACGAUAAUUUGUAGUUAGCGUCGAUCUUGUAGUGGCUUCAGUAACUAGAUAGUGCGUUGGUUCCAAACAAUCUGUAUAAUAACUGUGGUCUUUCUGUUGCUGUCUAGGCAUAGCAGGUAGCAGUGAGGUUUAGAAGCAGGAAACUGCAUUUAGUUGUAUCAAACUACUUUUCACAAGAUACACAAAUGAUGAAUAAUUUAAAAAAUACAUUUAGGGCCAAACUCACGAACUGUCUUUCCUUGUUUAAGAUAUAGUAUCAAUAAGAGAUUGUAAUAAAAUUUGCACUUUUUCUUUAUACAAGCCACAAAAUGUAUUUCAUUAUUUCGUACAUAAAAAUAUUAAGAGAAAGUUAUGGAAAUUCGUAAAUAAAAGUAGGUCUUUUUAGUUACUGAUUUUUAUAAUUAUAAUUAGGCCAAUAACAUAAAUAACGGUCAUCUAUUUGAAGUGAAUUUAUAAUCGCACAAAAAUAUUGUAUAAUCUAUAUUUAAAAGUUUAAUUGAGUCUCUACUCCUGUUAUCAUCAAUAUUUCUCAUCAUGAAAGUGAAUUUUUUUACACGCUUUAAUAACAACAAAAAUAAUCCCACGAUAUUAUUUUUCUGACUUAGUAAUAAUACUAUGUUAUGGUUUAGCUAUCCAUUGUUAAUUAUUUUUUUCUUGCCCAACUGGUUCAACGGUAAGCCCGAGGGCUUAUAAUGGUAAAAAUAGGGUUUCAAUACACGCGGUGAGCAUAUCACAUAGUGUAGCUUUGCGCUUAACAGAAAUAAAAACGUUUUCAUUUCAAAGUAUUGAGACUUUCCCCCCCUCAUUCUCGAGACUUAUGCGUUCAUUGACCACCCCUGUUAGUAACAAAAUAAGUAAUGCCUAAAAAGUACGGUAUUUUACUCGUUUGUAGUAACAUAUAUGUGUGUAUAUAUUUGGCUUAUUCGUAUAAGAAAGUUGUUUUAGUCAGGGUUAUGUAAACAACAUUGCAUUUGUCUGUCAAUUAAGGAUCUCAUCACUGUAUGUAGACGUGAGACUAACAGUUUGUGAAAACGUACCUGUUAGUUGCCAAUCCCCUUCUUUAAACAGCCACUGGCUUAACUCCCGAUGCUGUGGCUCAGAUAGGACUGAAGUCUAAAACUGUAUAAAGUGUUAAAACUAAAAGUCUGGAAGCGUACAGCCACAAUUGCUACAUACCAAUUGAAUUUACGAUCCUAUUCCCUAAUACAAAAACCUAAACAAUGCCAGGAGUGGAAAAAUGAUUUAUCGCCAGAAAUAAAAUGUUAUUACUGGAAUAUUAUCUUUUGUCUGAUUACUUCCAUAUCCAAUAAAUUAUGAAAACCAAAAUGUUUAAAGCGUCAUUGCUAUGAUAUGAAUAUUUAUAUAUAUUUUCUUUGUAAUUUAAAUAGUUGUGGCGUUAAAAAAGAACUUAGUAGUUGGAGUUUAGAAGGUUGGAAAUAGGAAGUGUAGAUUUAGUCUACUCUAACAUGGAAGUUUAUAUUUAUUACAGAAUCUUGGAGUCUGACAUAAGUAAUCAAACGAUAACUUCAUAUAUUUAAUUUUCAGCUUCUUGUUUAGCACGUUUCACGUAGGUUCUUCAGAUAGAUGGUGACCAUAAAUGUAUGCAAUUGUAUUUUUUUGCUGUGAGAUUUAUAUCUAUUUUAAUA